CGUCAAUCUCACUAAUCCCGCUGAGAAAUGGCUAAGGCUAGUCAGAAGGAGCUCGAACAAGCGAAGUUGGAGGAGUACAUCGAGAAAAUCCACUAUUCUGAACGAUACUCCGACGAUCUCUAUGAAUAUCGCCAUGUCAUUCUCCCUAAGCCACUCUUCAAGAUGAUUCCAAAGCAGUUCUUCAACCCCGAUAGUAGUGGCACAUUACGACUUCUGUCGGACAAGGAAUGGAGAGGCAUCGGGAUAACGCAAAGUCUCGGCUGGGAACAUUACGAAGUGCAUGCACCCGAACCACACGUUUUGCUCUUCCGACGACCGAAGGACUUCGACGAACAGCUACGGCGGCAGCAGUUAAUGGAGCAGAUGCAAGCCGGCAAGACCGCCAAGCUUGCACCACGACGAAAGGUGUAAGAUCGGGCUGCUGGAAUCACCAUCGUUUGUGUAUCACUCGUUUAUCUUCCUAUCCUGUUGUGAGGUUCGUCUUUGUCAUCCUUCUCUUUGGGCUUAUCAUCACUCGAACGCUUCCACGACAGUCUUUGAUGUAUGUAAUCAACACUUUAAUGGUAC
This is a messenger RNA of Phanerochaete carnosa HHB-10118-sp, 567 nucleotides long. RefSeq lists its product as uncharacterized. The record is from RefSeq and is a predicted model, not a curated record. The transcript is spliced from 3 exons. NCBI's taxonomy places the organism in Eukaryota, Fungi, Basidiomycota, Agaricomycetes, Polyporales, Phanerochaetaceae. Gene Ontology annotation, cellular component: cyclin-dependent protein kinase holoenzyme complex; SCF ubiquitin ligase complex. Gene Ontology annotation, biological process: regulation of mitotic cell cycle. The coding region runs from base 28 to 411 and encodes 127 amino acids. Gene Ontology annotation, molecular function: protein kinase binding; histone binding; ubiquitin binding.